UUUUUCUUGAGGGUUCAGUACUUUACUGGAGCCACGUUCAGUGCUCAUGCGCAGAGGACGCAGUUUCCACUAGCAGAACGUCGCAGACACUACAAUUUCCGGUUAUACUACCUUAGUCUUUUCAUACGGAACGUCCAAGAUGGUUAACGUGCCGAAGCAGCGACGUACCUUUUGCAAGAAGUGCAAAGUACACAAGACUCACAAAGUGACGCAGUACAAGAAGAGUAAGGAAAGGCAUGCCUCGCAGGGCAGAAGGCGUUACGACCGCAAACAACAGGGUUUUGGUGGUCAAACGAAACCCAUAUUUAGAAAGAAGGCGAAAACAACGAAAAAGAUUGUACUGAGGAUGGAAUGCACAGAAUGUAAAUACAGGAAGCAGAUCCCGCUCAAGAGGUGCAAACAUUUCGAAUUGGGUGGUGACAAGAAAAGGAAGGGACAAAUGAUCCAGUUUUAAAUCAUCCAUUUAAUGUUUUAUAUCCUGUAUUUAACAAGAAAUAAAGCAGAUCUAAUGACAUUUCAUACAUA
Ooceraea biroi (clonal raider ant) is the source of this 525-nucleotide messenger RNA. It is a transcript of the gene RpL36A, whose product is annotated as ribosomal protein L36A. Gene Ontology annotation, cellular component: ribosome. The record is from RefSeq and is a predicted model, not a curated record. NCBI's taxonomy places the organism in Eukaryota, Metazoa, Arthropoda, Insecta, Hymenoptera, Formicidae. Gene Ontology annotation, biological process: translation. Gene Ontology annotation, molecular function: structural constituent of ribosome.